UUCUCUGUCUCCUUCACCAAAAAACAGAUUCUAUCAUCCCACUCCCUUGGACUACAAUUUUAUUUCAAGCCUUCACAAUUUCUAUCUCCUGUAACCAAACAUCCCAUUCCCUUUCCCUCUAUCUGCAACCUCGAAAAUAAUAGGAAAAUAAAAACCUAAUUACUGUAUUGAAUUUGAUCCACGCCUGCCUCCAUCUUCUAUUCAACGCCUCUAAUAUUUGCCUCUUUCAUUUGCUAUUUGGUCCUUUUCAAUCCUGCAUUUUUUUUCUUUAUUUGAUUCGCCGAUACUUCAAUCAUUAUAAUUAUUAUCAGGAUUCUGAUCUUCAUAAUUUCUAGCGCUUCCUUUGAUUUAAUUUAAUUUAUUAAUUUGAUUUAUUCAUCAAUGCCCAAGCUAACUGAAAUUGAUUUGUGGUCUCUUCACCCAAUUUUUUUGUGGAAAUUACAGCAGUUUGCAGUUUUUUUUUAACUUCAAAGGGUUAUAUUACCUGGGUUUGUUAAUAGGGAAGUUUCCAUUUUUGGAACAGAUUCGCCUGAAAAUCAGAAUUUCCUAGUCUUUUUUUAAUCUCCUUCUAUUUUUGUAUUUUGUACCUGUUGUUGUUGUUGGUGGUGGUGGUUUCAAAUGUUUAAAAUUUGUUAUUUCCGGAAGAAAGUUGGUCUGUUGGUUAGCUAGUUGUGGAAUAAAGGGGUAAUAGAGGAAGGAAAACGCUUGCUCUUGUUUUAGGAUUGCAUGGGAGAGCAUGAAGGGUGGGCACAGCCACCAAGCGGGCUAAUACCAAAUGGCCUAUUGCCCGAAGAAGCGGCCUCUGUGAUCAGAGUGCUUGAUCUGGACCGAUGGUCAAAGGCCGAAGAGAGAACUGCUGAGCUUAUUGACUGCAUUCAGCCUAACCAGCCCUCUGAAGAGCUUCGCAAUGCUGUUGCAGAUUACGUGCAGCGGCUUAUUUUAAAGUGCUUUCCUUGCCAGGUGUUCACCUUUGGGUCUGUACCACUUAAGACUUAUUUACCUGAUGGGGAUAUUGACUUAACAGCCUUCAGUAAGAAUCCGAAUUUGAAAGACACAUGGGCUCAUCAGGUUCGUGAUAUGCUGGAGAAUGAGGAGAAGAAUGAAAAUGCUGAAUUCCGAGUUAAGGAGGUUCAGUACAUUCAAGCAGAGGUGAAGAUAAUAAAGUGUCUAGUGGAUAACAUUGUGGUGGAUAUUUCAUUUAACCAACUUGGUGGACUCUGCACCCUUUGUUUCCUUGAAGAGGUUGAUAAUUUGAUAAAUCAAAACCAUCUAUUCAAGCGUAGCAUCAUACUGAUAAAGGCCUGGUGUUACUAUGAGAGCCGUAUACUGGGUGCUCACCAUGGAUUGAUCUCCACUUAUGCUUUGGAGACCUUGGUUCUAUAUAUAUUUCAUGUUUUCAACAAUUCCUUUGCGGGUCCUCUUGAGGUCCUUUAUCGUUUUCUUGAGUUCUUCAGUAAGUUUGAUUGGAAUAAUUUCUGUGUUAGCCUCUGGGGUCCUGUACCUAUUAGUUCACUUCCAGAUGUAACAGCGGAACCUCCUCGAAAGGAUGGUGGAGAGUUACUACUUAGCAAAUUAUUUCUUGAGGCUUGUAGUGCAGUAUAUGCUGUUUUACCUGCUGGACAAGAUAAUAAAGGGCAACCCUUUUUGUCCAAACACUUCAAUGUUAUUGAUCCUUUGCGUAUAAACAACAACCUGGGACGCAGUGUCAGUAAAGGUAACUUCUUUAGGAUACGCGGUGCAUUUGCAUUUGGAGCUAAAAGGCUAGCUAGGUUACUUGAUGGCCCCACAGAAGACCUUUGUUUUGAAGUAAAUCAGUUCUUUCUGAACACCUGGGAGAGACAUGGUGGUGGCCAUCGUCCUGAUGCACCAAGGAAUCGUUUGUCGCGGUUGAGAUUGUCAAAUCAUGAUCACUUGCAUGUACCUGAGAAUCUCGGGAACAAUUCAAGCAGCAAACCUUCUGGUUGUGAAGCUCAAGUCGAUGGGGCUCAAGGCAUGCACAGUGUUCCCUCCCAGCAUGAUAAUUAUUCCCUAGAAAGCACAUGCAAAGGUAGUCAAGUUCCAAAAGUUUCUCGUACUCAAAGCCAAAAGACUUAUGCUAACACAAACAGCACAAGGACUACCCCUGAUCAGAGUAGAGGGGAAUCUACUUCCAAUCAGAACAUGCAUAUUGAUAAAAGUCAGAGAAGUGCAAAACCUGACAACUUUAUCACUGACUUUCAGGGAAGGUAUCUUUUUGCGAGGACACGCUCUAGUCCCGAGCUUGCAGAGACAUAUGGUGAAAUUUCUUCUCAAGGAAGGCGUAACGAAGUCCAGGAAAGCAGAAAAGGCCAAGCCUCAUCUGCUAGGCUGGAUCGUAGCAGGUGGAAAAACCUGAAAUCUGAUAAUUUGUCAAAUCAUGCUAUUAGCUCAACUGAUGAUCCUUCAUCUGUUAGGCAUGCCAUUUCCCGUGAAAGCCUUGAUCCUGCUGCUGCUUCAAAUAGGUACCGCAAUGAUUCGGGCUUGGGUGCCAUGGGUGAAGAAUUUGUUUCUGUCCUAGGGACACAGGGGUUGCAGCAGGAAGAGCAAGAUCUUGUGAAUGUGAUGGCUUCAUCUACUGGCCUGGGUUUCAAUGGACAGGUUCAUAUUCCAAUGAAUAUGGCACCCGGCCAUGUAUCUCUUCCAAUUCCACCUUCUGUUCUAGCUUCAUUGGGAUAUGGUCAGAGAAAUAUGGGUGGAAUGGUGCCCACAAAUAUUCCCUUCAUAGAUACUCCUUGGGGUUCAAAUAUGCAAUUUCCUGAAGGUUUGGUUUCUUCACCGUUAACCCAUUAUUUUCCUGGCAUUGAAUUGGCUUCAAACCAAGAAGAAUCAAUUGAACCUGGUAGUGAGAAUUUUGCUCCCAUGGAAAUGAAUGUCAGGGAGACUGAUCAUGAUUUCUGGCAUGAGCAGGAAAGGGGCUCCACUAGUGGGUUUGAUCUUGAUAAUGGAAGCUUUGAGAUGCAUCAAUCAGAUGAUCUGCAGCCUAGUUCAUCCAGUUAUAAUUCUGUUUCAUCAUCUCGAAGAGGUGGUUCUGGUAACUCUUUGAGAGUUCACCAGAAGUUCACCAGAGAAACCCGAGGAUCAGCUAGGGAAGAACUUACAGAUGCUUUAACAUAUCAAGAAAACAGAGGUACUGAAGAAUACUUGGACAAUAGAAGUGCAAGUUCAAGGUCCUUUCCUACUGUGAGAAGUAAAACCUCAUCCGAGAGUUCGUGGGAGGGAUCAUCAGCGAAGGUGUCAAAGCCUGUGAAGGAAAGGAGGGGUAGGAAAAUGGCUUCUUCUGCUUUGCAGUCUUCUGUUUAUGGAAAAGGUAAGAGUGCCUCUGAACACUCUUCCAAUCAGACAGAUGAUGACAACAAAGAUUGGAAUACGCUAUCAACAAUGGGCGCUGAGCCUGAAAGAAGUGUGGGAUCCCAGUCUGAAUCUUCUGAUUCUUUGCAUGUUUCAAGGCAUCAAGUACCUGGAUAUGAAUCAGCACAGCCUAGUGAAUCUGAGUCAUUGAUACCCAUAGCUCCAGUGCUCCUAGGUCCUGGUUCACGGCAAAGAUCUACCGAUGAUUCAGGGGCUGUUCCUUUAACAUUUUAUCCUACAGGGCCACCAGUUCCAUUUGUUACAAUGCUUCCACUGUACAGCUUCCCAGCUGAGACAGGAACUUCUGGUGCAUCAACCGACCAAUUUCGCAGCGAGGAGGGCCAUGAUAACAGUGACUCUGGUCAAAACCUUGAAACAUCUGAGGGGCUUGAUCAAUCUGAGGUUGUAGGGACUUCCAGUUCUUUGCGAAUGGCUGCUUCUGUUGAGCCAUUGGAGCACAAAUCUGACAUUCUUAAUAGUGAUUUUGCUAGCCACUUGCAAAACUUGCAGUUUGGGCGAUUGUGCCAAAACACACGAAAUCCUGCACCUGUGGUUUAUCCUUCGCCUGUUAUGGUGCCGCCUGUAUACUUGCAGGGCUGUUUUCCAUGGGAUGGUCCUGGGAGACCUUUUUCAAACAACAUGAAUCUUUUUACUCAGCUUAUGAGCUAUGGGCCUCGUAUUGUUCCAGGUGCUCCUCUACAGUCUGCAUCUAAUAGACCUGUUGGUGUAUACCAGCAUUAUGUGGAUGAGAUGCCAAGAUAUCGUGGUGGUACUGGGACCUACUUGCCAAAUCCAAAGGUCUCUGUCCGAGACAGGCACGCAACAAAUAUGAGAAAGGGAAAUUACAACUACAAUAGAAGUGACCACCACAGUGAUAGGGAAGGGAACUGGAAUAACAAUUCUAGAGCACGAGCUGCUGGGCGCCGCGGCAACAGUCGCAGCCAAGCUGAGAAGUCAAAUUCAAGGCCAGACCAAUUGGCAGCAGGUGAAAGCCGAGUUGAGAGAACAUUGAGUUUGCAUAGACAUGAUACAUUCUCUUUGUACCAGUCUCAGAAUGGCCCAAUCCACACAAACUCCACUCAAAGUGGUUCUGCCAAUGUGGCAUAUAGCAUGUAUCCAUUACCAUCCUUGAAUCCCGGUGGAAUGUCAUCAAAUGAACCUACCAUUUCAUCUGUUGUCAUGCUGUAUCCUUAUGAUCAUAAUACUGGCUAUGGUUCUGCAGAACAUCUUGGGUUUGGGUCUCCUCGGCCGGUAGGUUUCUCGGGUGUAAACGAGACCUUGCAUUUAAAUGAGAGGAGUCAAUCAGGUGGGGGGUUUGGGGACCAAAGGUUUCAUGGCAGCUUUGCUCAAUGGCCAUCACCAGAUCAGCCUUCUUCGCCCCAUGUCCAGAGGGGAAUUUGACUUUAUUUGCCAAAUCAGUGGCCUGGCGGAAUCAGGAAUUAUCAACUGAAGGAUGAGGAUUUCCCCCCUUGCAUUUCCGAACCAGGGAGAGAAUGAUGGUGGGAGAAACUAUAACGAGAGAACCUUCAACUGCAAAGUUUUUCGAUUCUCACCUCAUUGGUAAAUGGUAUUUCAGUUCGAUCAAUCUCAUAAUUUUCUCAAGGUCACACUUCUUCAUGUCUUGUGCUUGUGUGUACACUAGAAAUCAUUUUCUAACCUGUCCUGCUUACAAGAAUUAACAGAUUGGCAGAUAACAGGGAUGCAGGCUCAGUGAUUAGUUUUUUUAAAAAAAUAUAUAUUUUAGGGUUCAACACUUUGUAACUCCACUGAUGUAGAAGCUCACAGGUUUAGAAUCUAGAACUUUCAUCGUGUUCUAAAGUUGUUUCGCAUGAUUUUCUUCCCCACAAUGUAUUAGGGAAUUUGAUUCAUAAGCUUAGUGUACCAGCUAAAUUUUACUAGUUUCCAAAAGUUGACAAUGUAGCAAUACCACCUCCGAAGAUAGGUAAAAAUGAUUUCCAUUGUUUCAUUGCUAAAAA
Molecule: messenger RNA, 5342 nt
Organism: Populus trichocarpa (black cottonwood)
Lineage: Eukaryota; Viridiplantae; Streptophyta; Magnoliopsida; Malpighiales; Salicaceae
Exons: 9
Coding region: 727-4767 (1346 amino acids)
Source: RefSeq, a predicted model, not a curated record